AUGCUCCGUCCAUGCGAGCUCGCCCAGUGGACGACGGUGCUGCUGACCGGAUUGCCGAAGAGUCUGAAGGCGCCGAUCUUGUUGGGGCUUCUGGAUGAUGAAUUCUUGGGAGAGUAUGACUAUUUCUAUCUCCCUGUAGAUCGCCGGACGUUGGAAUGCAAGGGCUUGGCUUACAUCAACUUCCGCUCUCCUGAGAAGGCGCUCGAGUGCCAGAGACACUUCGAGGGCUGUGUGGAGUGGCCGUCCUGCGAUCCCGAUCCUGCCGAGGGAUGUGGGGUGGAUUGGGCUUUUGUCCAGGGCUUUGGGGCGAAUGUGGAGAGACAGCGGAAGAUGUACUGGGAGCAUGUGAAUGUGCCUGAAGAAUGCAAGCCAAUGGUCUUUGACGAGCAUGGGGCACCUUUGCCCAGCACGGUGGUCUUUGGUGCGAACUUGGAUCGUCCAGACCUUGAUGACGUGUGGUGCGUCUUUCGUCGGACGCCGUCUCUGGAGGUCGAAAAUCCGGAGACUCGUGGAUCUUUGCGGGAAGCGUUCUGGUGGGGCUGGUGGAGUGAUCCUGACCACGAUCCACGCGGGGGGUGCGUGCGGUCAGACGUGUCGGAUGCCAGUGGCCCAACACCGUCCACAAGGGUCUCGGAGUGCGAGGUGUUCAAGGGGAGCGAAGACUCAAAGGACCUGCGCGGCACGUCGACGAAUGCGGAGAGCGUCCGAGACGGGCCGCGACUGAGCUGA
Molecule: messenger RNA, 729 nt
Organism: Durusdinium trenchii
Lineage: Eukaryota; Dinophyceae; Suessiales; Symbiodiniaceae
Source: the annotation of a GenBank genome assembly